This is a messenger RNA of Neolamprologus brichardi, 10812 nucleotides long. RefSeq names its product piezo-type mechanosensitive ion channel component 2b (gene piezo2b). Gene Ontology annotation, cellular component: membrane. Lineage: Eukaryota; Metazoa; Chordata; Actinopteri; Cichliformes; Cichlidae. The record is from RefSeq and is a predicted model, not a curated record. Gene Ontology annotation, molecular function: mechanosensitive monoatomic ion channel activity.
UUUCACCACGGGGGCUAAGGAAGAAGAGUAGCGUUAUCCGGUUAUACUUUGGUCUUCUUUCAUUCCUCCUCUGUUAAGAAGUAUACACAGACUAUGUAAUCCGUUAAGGAUUAAAGUGGUUUAGCAUUGAAAGGGGUUUAAUUGGACUUGAGGACUUGUUGGCUCCUUUGUCCGGCUUUUUUACGCGCCGUGCCAGCGCAGCUGUUUGCGCACCUGAGUCCGCUGCUCAGCUUGUGCAGCGUCAACAUGACUUUACAGCAUUUGAGCCACUAAACUAUCAUGGUGAUACUAUUUUCUGGCGACGGAGCUGAUGAGGCGAACCUUGGUGAAUGCGCAGUGUCUCACUGUGGAAUAACCAGAGUCCAGGUGUCACCAGGGGAGAGCCGAUGUGGCCGUCUGGAGCAGCCAGCUGGGAUUUGACAGAGCGCAGGAGUUUGGGAUGCAAGAGAACCCUUAGAGAGACAGUUCUCGGCUUCUUUUACCUGGAUUCAACACGGCCUGCCCCGAGCCAUGGCCUCUGAAGUGGUGUGCGGGUUGGUCUUCAGGUUACUGCUCCCAGUAUGUCUUGCAGCUGCUUGCCUGUUCAGGUACAAUGUCCUGUCCUUCGUCUACCUCAUCUAUCUCCUGCUUAUUCCACUCUUCCCAGAGCCUACAAGCACAACAAUGCAAGGCCACACAGGGCGUCUCCUCCAGUCGCUCUGCUUCACCAGUAUGUCCUUCCUGCUACUCCACAUCAUCUAUCAGAUUACCAUCCACAGCCUCGUGGCCGGGAACUCCAUCGCCUCCAACUUCAACUGUUCCUCAUGGGAGAAAUCCAUAAGACAAAUUGGCUUUGAAAGCGUGAGAGGUGCAGAUGCGGGGAAUGGCAUCCGAGUGUUCAUCCCCGAUAUCGGCAUGUUUAUGGUCGGCUUGGGCAUCUGGCUGCUGUGUCGCAGUCUGGUCCAGAAGAGGCCGCCUGAGGACAUGGCACAGUACAAUGAAGACUUCCAAUCAGAGGAACAGGAGGAAGACGAGAAGCUAAGCCUGGAGGACAACAUCCUGUUGGAGGAAGACUAUGAAGCAGGGUACGAGGCUGAGGAGGACGAGGAAGAUGAUGUGCUGGAGGAUGAAGAGGAGGAGGAAGAGGAGGAGGAAGAGGAAGCAAAAGAGAGCACAAAGAUGAAGAUUCUGCGGAUGGUGGCAGAAGUUGCUUCCAAAGUGAAGGAGAUCAUCGGGAAUUUGAUAACCACUGCAGGAAAAGUGGUGAUCACCAUCUUGUUGUGUAUAACAGGAAUCACGCUGCCCUCGUUGACCUCAGCUGUUUACUUCUUCACCUUCCUCUUCCUGUGCACCUGGUGGUCCCUGCGCCGGACCUUGAGCACGCUGAUGUUCAGCUGCAUGUGUGUUCUGAUGGCCAUCUUCAGCGCCGGACAUCUGAUCGUCCUCUACCUCUACCAGUUCCAGUUCUUUCAGGAGUCCGUCUUGACCAAUGACGGCUACAUCAGUGUGUUUGGCAUCUCCCCCAUUGUCCAGAGCAACUGCUCCUGCACGUGGAAGCUCACUGUGCACCCGCGGCGUAAGUGGUACCACUUUGUCAGUCCCAUCAUGCUGCUGAUCCUCUAUUACACCCUGGCUACUCUCAUCCGCCUCUGGCUGCAGGAGCCCAUCGACCAGCUGAUGGACGACAAGGACGAUGAUGUGUGCGAGGAGGAGGAGCUGGGCAAAUCAUUUAUCUCAGCCAACAGGAAGCGGCUGCUGUGGUGGGGAUCACGCCAGGGCACAGACGAGAAAAACCUCCUCUCCACCCAGGAUGGAAUCAGUACAACAGAGGCUGUGCCCACUUCAAACGGGACCUCCUUUGAGUUUGCCGUGACUGAGAAUGGACCAGUCUGUCGGGACUUGUACUCAACCCCUCAGUACAAAAUGGACCAGCCCAGUGAUGGCACAGAGAAGAAAGAAGAGUGUGUGUAUGAAGUGUGUUUGCCCCCGGAGGAGUCAUCUGUGAAGGAGACCGAGAGUGAAGAGAAUAUAAUAAAGAAAAAAGGAGUCGGUGCGAUGGUCAAAAUCUUCCACUUCAUCAUGAAACAAAGCUACAUCGGUGCUCUCAUAGCCAUGAUGGCGUGGAGCAUCACAUACGUCAGCUGGCUGACGUUCGUCUUCCUCAUCUGGUCCUGCCUGCUGUGGAUGGUCCGUGAUCGGAGGCGUUACGCCAUGCUGUCGUCUCCCUUCAUGGUGGCCUACGGCAACCUGCUGAUAGUUCUGCAGUACAUUUGGACUUUUCCGGACAUGGAUUACAGCAAAGUCAAAGGCUUCUUUGUUGAGAAGAAAAACCCAUUCCACUCACUUUCAUCUAAGGUCCUUUGUAUGCUGACCUUCUGGUUACUGCUGAGACAGACGCUUACAGAGAGACAAGAAAAACAAAAGGAAGACAGCACUGGUCUCUUAGACGUUCAUGUAGAGGAUCAGAAGAAGCAGGAGGAAGAGGAGUCUGAGGAGGGAGGGGAACAGGACCUCAUGCACGUCCUUGGUAACAUGGUGAUGGCUCUGAUGGUCAAAUAUUGGAUCUACAUCUGCGGUAGCAUGUUCUUCAUCGUCACCUUUGAGGGACGUAUCGUCAUGUACAAGAUCAUCUACAUGAUGAUGUUCCUCUCCUGUGUGGCGCUAUACCAGGUGCACUACGAGUGGUGGCGAAGGAUCCUGAAGUACUUCUGGAUGUCGGUGGUUAUGUACACCAUGCUGGUUCUCACAGUUGUCUACACCUUCCAGUUUCCUGAGUCAAUACACACCUGGGGUAACAUGACAGGCCUGGAUAAAAAAGGUCUGGAAGCCCUGGGCUUGAAGCAGUUCGAGCUGGGCGAGCUGUUCAUCAGGAUUUUCAUUCCCACGUCCUUCUUGCUGGCGUGUAUUCUCCACCUGCACUAUUUCCAUGACCGCUUUCUCCAGCUCACUGACCUCCAGGCUGUAGUGGCUAAAGAAGAGAGCACUAUCUACAGACUGGUGGACCCGGAUGGCAGCCUGCCAGACCUCAGCAUGCUCAGCGCCAGCUCGGUGGACGCGAUGCUUCUCAGAGAGGAAUGUGAAACACAUGUAAAGCAGAAUAUGCAGGAGGGUUGGGAUAUGGAGAAAGAGAAGGAGCAGGCCCUGGUGGUGGUGAUGGAUGACACUGACAUGACUAAUGAGAAGCCCAGGAGCUUGUCUGACCCACGGCAGUCCAGCACAGAGGAGAGCCAACAGUGCAGUGCGAAAACUGAGCCGGAGCCGAGCACGGAGCAGAGCUCAGACCUGAAGAAUAAAUGGCACCUUGUGGUUGACCGUCUGACAGUGCUCUUCCUCAAGUUCCUGGAGUAUUUCCACAAACUGCAGUUGUUCAUUUGGUGGUUACUGGAGAUCCAUAUCAUCAAGAUCGUUUCCGCCUGCGUUGUCAUGGUUGCUAUCGGAGAGGUGUCUUUGUUCAACUAUGUGUUCCUUGCAUCCUGGGCGUUUGCACUGCCGUACAGCCAGUACCGGCCCCUUGCCUCUAGUGUUUGCACUGUCUGGACGUGUGUCGUCAUCGUAUGUAAAAUGUUGUACCAGCUGGACUUAAUAGAUCCCAGCAAGUACUCCAAGGACUGCAUUUUGUUAUGCAGAAACUCAACAGGUAAGAAUUCAGUGUUACCAGAUUCUUUGUUGUAUAAAGGAAGAGUGGAUCCAGCCAACUGGGUGGGCCUCAGGAAGAAUGACGACCUGCUGGGCUACCUGAGGAACAACUUCUGGAUGCUGGCUCUGUUAGCAUUGGAGGUAACCAUCUACCGCCAUCAGAAAUACUUCAGACUGAGGAACAAAUUGUCACCUCCUGCUGCCAGGAUUAUCUUUCAUGACAUCACACGACAGCACCUGGACAUCAACAUUGUCUGCUUCAUCAAAUACUUCAUCAACUAUUUCUUCUACAAGUUUGGACUUGAGACUUGCCUGCUGUUGGUCGUCACCGUCAUAGGGCAGCGUAUGGACUUCUACGCCAUGCUUCAUGCUUUUGCCUUAAUAGCGGUGCUGUACAGGCGUAGAAGGAAAGCCAUUGCUGAGAUUUGGCCCAAGUACUGCUGCUUUCUGGCAUGCAUCCUUACUGUUCAGUACUUCGUCUGCAUCGGGAUCCCACCUGCAGCCUGUAAAGGUUAUCCCUGGACAGAAAAUGACAAUGUGGUCAAGUGGCUCUAUAUUCCAGCUUUCCGCAGCAGUCCCGAUCCUUUGUUCCUCGCCUAUGACUUCAUGUUGCUCCUCUGCGCCUCCCUCCAGAGGCAGGUCUUUGACGAUGAGAACAAGGCAGCUGUCCGCCUCAUGGCCGGUGACAAUGUAGAGAUCUGCAGAGACCUGGAUGCAGCUUCCUUCAGCGUCCACAACCCUGUGCCCGACUUUAUCCACUGCAGGUCCUACCUGGACAUGCUAAAAGUUAUCAUGUUCAGCUACCUUUUCUGGUUUGUCCUCACUAUUAUCUUCAUCACUGGAACCACACGUAUCAGCGUCUUCUGUAUGGGUUACUUGGUGGCCUGCUUCUACUUCCUGCUCUUUGGUGGAGACCUGUUGCUGAAGCCAAUCAGAAAGAUCCUCCACUACUGGGACUUCCUGAUUGCCUACAACAUCUUUGUGAUUACUAUGAAAAACAUUUUAUCUAUCCUGGCUUGUGGGUACAUCAACCAACUGCUACAGGACCACUGCUGGUUAAUCCAGGUGUUCAGUCUGGCAUGCACCAUCAAGGGCUACGACAUAAAUACAAAUGCUAAGGAUAUUUGUGAGGUGCCAAGCAAUGAGGCCGGCAUCAUCUGGGACAGUAUCUGCUUUGCUUUCCUGCUCUUGCAGAGACGAGUCUUCAUGAGUUACUACUUUCUACAUGUGGUGGCAGAUAUCAGAGCAUCACAGAUCCUCGCUUCCAGAGGUGCAGAGCUUUUCCAAGCAACUAUAGUGAAGGCAGUGAGAGCCAGACUGGAGGAGGAGCGCAAGUCCGUGGAGCAGCUGAAGAGACAGAUGGAGCGCAUUAAGUUGAGGCAGCAAAAGUUUAAGCGGGGCAAGGAGAAGAUGCUGAGCCUGGCUCAACAUUCUGUAGAUGGACAGACGAUAGUCCCGCCCGAAGAGGAUGACGAUGAUGGAGCACAGCCAACGAAAGCCAAGACCAAAAAAAAGCAGUGGUGGAGGCCGUGGGUUGACCAUGCUUCCAUGGUUAGGAGUGGAGACUACUACUUGUUUGAAACUGACAGUGAAGAAGAAGCAGAGGAGGAAGAAGAGAAAAAAGAUGACGAUCCACCAAAGAAGUCAGCAUUUCAGAGAGCUAUUGGGAAGUUUGUCUCCGCUCUUCUGGCUUUACCCAAAUCUGUCAUUAAGCUGCCUAAAACUGUGCUGCAGUAUGUAGUGAAGGCAGGCAAGUAUAUGUAUCAAACCUGGAUCACAGACCCCAAAGCUGCUCUCAGGGCGCGAGGCAAAGCGAAGCGUAAAUUUUGGAAGAGAUACACGAAAGGAGUUAGACACAGAAAAAGCAAGAAAGAUGCAGGUCGCGUGACCAUCGACCUUGGCGAGCUGUCUGAUGGGCAAGAAAAAGAUGAUGAGAACAAGAAAUCUGGUGGCCCAGACAACAUCAUCAAACGAGUGUUCAACAUCAUCAAGGUCACUUGGAUGCUCUUCCAGACGACGGUGGAAAGCUUCACUAAAUGGAUGAAUGAAAUGUGCAGAGAGUACAUUGACAUCUCCACUGUGCUGCGUUUAGAGCGCUGCAUGCUGACUCGAGAGGUCAAGAAGGGUAACGUGCCAUCCAGAGAGAGCAUCCAUGUUUAUUACCACAAGGCCAUGAGGCUUAACAUGUCCAGACAGGCAAGCAUGGAUGUGCUGAGCGAGGACGACUCAGUCUCGGGCUCCAUCGGGGUCCGCAGAAGGCGAGGAGGUUACCGGAUGGAGAGCCAGGAGUCCACGGCCUCCAGAGAGAGCAUGUCCAGUGGCUGCACUGAUGCCACCACACUGUUUUCUCGCCAAUCCACCUUGGAAGACUUGGAUGCAAUGCCAGAGUGCAUUCCCAAAACCAGUGAGCGUGCCAGGCCCAAACUUAAAAGAUCACCUAGGCUGGAUAUGUCCAGCUCAUCAGUGGACAGCGGCAGCAGCUUCAUAUCCAGUGAGCCAACCCAGUGUGUCAUAAUUUACUCUAGACAGGGAACUACUGAUACCAUAGAAGAAGUGGAGGAUGAGCACGAUCAAGGGGAAGACAAGCAGCAGGUUCCCUGGGAAUCUCAACAGUUUGAUGAGAUUGGGGAGGCUGAGGGUGUGGCAUUGAGUGAUGGAGAGCCCAGGGAGAAAGAAAAAAAAGAAGAGGAAGAAGAGGUGGUGGAGGAAGGGCAGAAGGGAUUAGAGGGUGAAGAAGGACUACAGGAACAGCAGGACCAGGAGAGAGAGGAGGCUCACUGGGAGUCUUUUGGUCCAGACGAGGGCCCCUCCUUAAGAGUGGAAGAAUUACACGCUUCUCCUUCUGCCCAGGAGAAAGAGUUCAUCACUGAGAGUGAAGAUGGUGCAGGACAGCAGGACCUCAUGCCUACGGAGGGUCAAACAGAGCUGCUCUACACUCCAGAUACAGAUGCCUCUAAAACAUCUGAUGCGGAUGUGCCUCCCAGCUACAGCAAGGCAGUCAGCUUCGACCGCUUGGAAGUUAGUGACGAUGAGAGUGACACAGAUAGGAAGAGGUGCAUGGUCAUGACCUCAGACAGCCACUCAGACAGCAGGUCGGACAUCAUGUUGCCCUCUAUGACUACUGAACUGACGGCCAGUGAACUGUUGCUCAACAAGAUGUUUUAUGACGAGGAGCUGGAGCAGUCAGAUAAAUUCUACCAAAACCAGCCUCUGUUCCUCCAGCUUUGCUACGCCCUCUACAACAUGCUGGUGGCUCACUCAGAGUUGGUGUGCUACCUGGUCAUCAUCAUAAACCACUUGGUGUCAGCCUCUUGUGUUACGCUGGUCCUUCCCAUUACCAUCUUUCUCUGGGCAAUGUUGUCUGUUCCACGGCCCAGCAAGCGCUACUGGAUGACUGUCAUCAUCUAUACUGAGGUCACCAUCGUCAUCAAAUACUUCUUCCAGUUUGGCUUUUUCCCGUUCCACUCGAGCGUAGACAAGAACAAACCUCUUCACCCUCCCAACAUCAUUGGUGUGGAGAAGAAAGACGGUUAUGUCCACUACGACCUGGUCCAGUUACUGGCUCUCUUCUUUCACAGGUCCAUCCUGAAGUGCCAUGGUCUGUGGGAUGAGGAUGACCCCAGGGUAAAGAAAGAGGCACCUUGUCAGUCUGAAGAAGUCAGAAGUCAGUCUGAGUCUGAAGACGAGAGAAAAGACGAGGAGAGUGAGAAGGAGUCGGAACCGGGCUCAUCACUAAACAGUGAAAGGAGAGGCUCCAAUCAGACCCUGAGGUCCAUAAACUUCGGCACCUCCAUAGAUUCAGGACACGUACAGGUGCCCUACUCGCAGCAGCAGCAGACCUACCAGCGGCGCAAGAGCUCCAGUGGAGGCUCACACAUUUCUCAUCCAUCUCUCCACUCUUCUGCAAGAUCUAAGAGAGGAAGUACAGCUUCUCGCAACAGCAGCCGCAAGAGCGGCAGCGAGGCCAGCGUCCAUCAGAAGACCCGCAAACAGAUGAUCAUAGAGAAACUGAGGGAGCAGCUCUUCAAAGCAAAAGCUUUCAUUAUAAAGCGGGUUUUGGGUAUCUAUCUUCCCAUGAGGCAGUUUUUCUAUAACUUGAUUCAUCCAGAGUACAGCGCAGUCACCGACGUCUAUGUGCUGAUGUUCCUCGCUGACACGGUUGACUUCAUCAUCAUCGUGUUUGGAUUCUGGGCAUUUGGUAAACACUCAGCGGCAGACAUCACAUCAUCGCUGUCAGAGGAUCAGGUCCCGGGAGCUUUUCUCGUCAUGGUGUUGAUCCAGUUUGGCACCAUGGUGGUGGACCGGGCCCUCUACCUCCGAAAGUCUGUUAUGGGCAAGGUUAUCUUCCAGGUCAUUCUGGUCUUUGGCAUCCACUUCUGGAUGUUCUUCAUCCUGCCAAAGGUCACAGACAAACGUUUCAGUGAGAACACAGUCGCUCAGAUGUGGUAUUUUGUCAAGUGCAUCUACUUCGGGCUGUCAGCCUAUCAGAUCCGCUGUGGUUAUCCCACCCGUGUUCUGGGAAACUUCCUCACAAAGAGCUACAAUUAUGUCAACCUCUUCCUGUUCCAGGGUUUCCGUCUAGUACCUUUCCUGACGGAGCUCCGAGCCGUGAUGGACUGGGUUUGGACCGACACUUCGCUGUCUCUGUCCAGCUGGAUCUGUGUGGAGGACAUCUACGCUCACAUCUUUAUCCUGAAAUGCUGGAGAGAGUCAGAGAAGAGGUAUCCCCAGCCACGAGGCCAGAAGAAGAAGAAAGUGGUGAAGUAUGGGAUGGGAGGAAUGAUUGUGGUGCUGCUGAUCUGUAUAGUAUGGUUUCCGCUGCUCUUCAUGUCCCUCGUGAAAUCUGUAGCUGGAGUCGUCAACACUCCGCUGGAUGUCUCAUUUGAAAUCACACUGGCAGGCUUUCAGCCCAUCUUCACCAUGAGCGCGCAGCAAAAGCAACUGCGGCAUGUGACGGAAAAGGAAUUUCGCAACUUUGUAGAACAUUAUAAGAAGAAAGAUAACGCCAUGCAGUGGCUGGAGAGCUACAUUUAUGAGGACCUUACCAUUGCUCAAUUGAAAGGCAGCUCCAACUCUCUUUGGACCAUCAGUCCGCCCAGCAGAGCUAGCUUGAUAGAGAUGUUGGACUCUACCGAUGAUUUCUCCAUCACUGUGUCCUGGUCUGUGCAAAGAAACACCAGCCUGGGAGCCAAGGCAGAAACAACAUCUGGAAAAGUAACAAGAUUUCUUAAAAACGAAGACAAAAACAUAAAACAGAACCUUAUAGAUCUGUUAAACGAUGAACGAAACAUAACAGAAGUGACACUAACAAAAAUUUUCCCUCGCUAUGUUCGAGCACCCAGCGAUGUGGAGUCCAAACCUGUUGAAAGCCUUUACAGAGAAACGGACGGUCACCCAGAAUAUUAUGACAUUAAGGUGAAAUUGAAGAGAGCUAAUGACAGCAAUGAUAAAGAAUGGUGGAUCGUCUAUCAGACAGAGCCUAGCAAGACCAAUCUAACCAAUCUAAAGUCUGCAGGCCUGGAACUGUUCGUAUUCAGCGACCAAGUCAGCCCGCCCAGUUUGGGCUUUCUAGCUGGAUAUGGUAUCAUGGGCCUGUACGCCUCUGUGGUUUUGGUCAUCGGCAAGUUUGUGCGCGAGUUCUUCAGUGGCAUUUCCCACACCAUCAUGUUCGAGGAGCUGCCCAACGUGGACCGCAUCCUCAAGCUGUGCACCGAUAUCUUCCUGGUGCGAGAGACGGGGGAGCUGGACCUUGAGGAGGACAUGUACUCUAAACUCAUCUUCCUUUACCGCUCGCCAGAGACUAUGAUCAAGUGGACUCGGGAGAAAACUCAGUGAGGGAAACUUUAAUGAAUGAAGUUGAAUCAGAUCUUUUCAGAGACACUGGAUUGUCGCUCUGUUGGUGUGAGCAGCUAUUUUAGCCUCCAAAGCAAAUGAAGGCCAACUUUAUCCUCGUCAGCUGAGCUCGGGCGCCAGUGAUACAGUGUUAGCUCCAAAGGGAAACACCUUUUUAUUUGGACUUAUAAACUGGGGUAUUUUUUACUAAUUAAUGACAACCUUGACUGUCACAAUUAAUACAUUUGAGCACAAAUUUCCAGGUGCUGUAUUUAUCUUGCAAAGGUUUUGCCUCCAGUGGAUAAAAUAAGCAGGCGGUUUUCAGUUCGAGGUGUUUAGGCGCAAUUUUCCUGAAAUUAAAAGACAAAAAGUCCCUAAUUUCUCUUCACAUCUGUCCCUAAUAUUUUCAAAAUCGCAUGGUAGGUGGAGAGAAACAGUAACUGGCUGCAGCAUUACUCUUUAAGGGCUUCCCACUGACAAAUAAGUGGACAACAACGACCACACAAGCACAAUCACAUAUUUUUCCAACUGGAACGCUUGGAUUUUGGGACUGUGCAAUGCUGAGCUGCCGUUCCUAUAAGAUUUUUAAGAAUGUGGAGCAAGGGAAAUUUGACUUUCAGACAUCACGAUUACUUUUUUUUUUGUUUUUUUAAAGAAAUGUCAGAGGCCACUCUGGAAACAAAAUGCAAAACAAAAGAUUACCAGACAAUCUUUACUUGCCUUAUUUUGUUUGUAUGAGAAGAACUGAAACUCUUACGAACUACAUACCUUUCUCAGGAAGAGCUGUUUUCACAGAUAAUCAUUGUAUGUUACGGUAAUAUGUAGGCUUUUGUGGAUCUUAAAAAACAUGAUAUUGUAGAAAAGAUGAGAACUAUUUAAAUGGCAUGAAAUAAAAUGUGGAAACUGUUCGGAGUUUUACUGCACAGUGACACAGUUAAAAGCUGUAUUAAAGAAGGACUUUUUUCCUGCAGAGAUUGACAUUUUUUUGUCAUUCAUCAACAUUUUGAAUCAUCUGCAAGCCGGUUUGAGUCGAGAGCAGCAGAGUUCUGGUUUUCUACAUCAGGGUAAUGUGCUUCGGGCGGUAGACUCUUUGACUUGUGGACCUUGCUGGCACCCACAGCUGUGCAUCCAGUCAUCAAAGAAGAAACACACAAAGGGCUGAGACUUGGAGCCCUUUGGUCCAAACUAUGCAUUAGAGGACAUUUAGCAUGAGUGAAAACCUUAAUUAUUGCCAUGACUAAUUUGCAAUACUUGUACAUAGGGGUUACAUUAAAGGUAAAGGUCGCAGGGGAAUGAAAUGUGAAAAUUGAACUUGUAUGUUAAGGCAAUGUCCAAAAAUCUUCAAAUAAAACAUCUGGAAAGGUG